Messenger RNA from Podarcis lilfordi (Lilford's wall lizard), 18091 nucleotides. The record is from the annotation of a GenBank genome assembly. NCBI's taxonomy places the organism in Eukaryota, Metazoa, Chordata, Lepidosauria, Squamata, Lacertidae.
AUGGAGGACUCCCAGCAGCUGGGGAUGUUUGUCGAAAGCGAACUGAUCUCGGUGGGCAUGGAUACGUUCAUCCACCGCAUAGACUCUACGGAAGUGAUCUACCAGCCCCGCCGGAAAAGGGCAAAGCUCAUAGGCAAGUACCUGAUGGGAGACCUGCUUGGGGAAGGAUCCUACGGCAAGGUCAAGGAGAUGCUGGACUCCGAAACCCUCUGUAGGAGAGCAGUCAAGAUCCUGAAGAAGAAGAAGCUGCGGAGGAUCCCCAAUGGGGAGGCCAAUGUUAAAAAGUAAGUGUUGGGGUUUUUUUGGGGGGGUGGGAGAGGGUUUGGGGGUGAGGGUAGGCCCAUACCUACAAAAAUUGAGCGUAGUUGUGUCUUCAUAGCACGUUGUUGUUGUUCUUUAGCCGUUUAGUCGUGUCCGACUCUUCGUGACCCCCUGGACCAGAGCACGCCAGGCACUCCUGUCUUCCACUGCCUCCCGCAGUUUAGUCAAAUUCAUGCUGGUAGCUUCGAGAACACUAUCCAACCAUCUCAUCCUCUGUCAUCCCCUUCUCCUUACGCCCUCCAUCUUUCCCAACAUCAGGGUCUUUUCCAGGGAGUCUUCUCUUCUCAUGAGGUGGCCAAAGUAUUGGAGUCUCAGCUUCAGGAUCUGUCCUUCCAGUGAGCACUCAGGGCUGAUUUCCUUCAGAAUGGAGAGGUUUGAUCUUCUUUCAGUCUAUGGGACUCUCAAGAGUCGUAGCACAUUACUGCAGAAUAAAGUAAAGGACCCCUGGACGGUUAAGUCCAGUCAAAGGCGACUGGGGUUGCAACGCUCAUCUCGCUUUCAGGCCGAGGGAUCCGGCGUUUGUCCACAGACAGCUUUCCAGGUCAUGUGACCAGCAGGACUAAACUGCUUCUGGCGCAGUGGGACACCAUGACCGAAACUAGAGUGCACGGAAAUACCAGGGAUGCGGGUGGCACUGUAGUGUAAACCGCUGAGCCUCUUGGGCUUGCCGAUCGGAAGGUCCGCAAUUCGAAUCACUGCAACAGAGUGAGCUCCCGUUGCUCUGUCCCGGCUCCUGCCAACCUUGCAGUUCGAAAGCAUGCCAGUGCAAGUAGAUAAAUAGGUACCGCUGUGGCGGGAAGGUAAACGGCGUUUCUGUGUGCUCUGGUUUCCAUCACGGUGUUCCAUUACGCCAGAAGCAGUUUAGUCCUGCUGGCCACAUGACCUGGAAAGCUGUCUGUUGACAAACGCCAGCUCCCUCGGCCUGAAAAGUGAGAUGGGCGCCGCAACCCCAGAGUCCCCUUGGACUUUCCAUGGGUCCUUUACCUUUUACCUUUACUGCAGAAUUCAUUCCCACAAGACAUAGUGGUGGCCGCCAACUUGGAUGUCUUUGAAAGAGGAUUAGACAGAUUGGAGGAUGCUGUCGAUGGGUUUUGUCCGGUGGCUGUGUUUUGCCUUCCCCAUUGGAGGGAAUUUUCUACUGCUGGAACUCAGAAGUGGGGAGAGUUGCUCUCUCGCUUAGGUCGUGCUUAUGGGUUUCCCAUGGGGCCAUCUGCUUGGCCAAUGUGAGAAGAGGAUGCCGGUCUCGAUGGCGCCCCCCCUUGGCCUGAUCUAGCAGGAAGGCUGUUAUGUUCUUAUUACAGCAAGCGCUGGGAACCUCUGGCCUAGGAGGAUACAUGCUGCCCUCUGCGUAAUUGCAAAGAAGUGGGAGAAGUGGGUGCGGAAAGGCAGGAAGGGAUGGGGGCACACAUUAGGCCAGGCGUGGCCAAACUUGGCCCUCCGGCUGUUUUGGGACUACAAUUCCCAUCAUCCCUGACCACUGGUCCUGUUAGCUACGGAUGAUGGGAGUUGUAGUCCCAAAACAGCUGGAGGGGCCAAGUUUGGCCAUGCCUACAUAAGGCCCAGCCCCCUCUCUCACUGCUGGUUCUGACCUACAGCGGAUUGCCCUUUCCCCUGAGGUUAUGUGGCCUUCGAAGGGGAAAUGGUUUGUACGUCUGAAAAACGUGUGGUUGUGAAGCAGAGAAAACAGCCAUCUGCUGGCGUUUCUGUCGUAAAAGUGGGAGCUCCAGGAUUGACUGUGGGGGUCCCACAGGACAGCCGUUGGAGGUAAGGGGGUUGGGGCAAUUUGCAAAUAUUAUGGUCUGCCACUGGCUGGCUCAACUCCCAUCUUCAGAUGUGUACUUGCUGGGUGGUCCUGCACCCUCUCCCCUUGUGAGUCUCUCUAGGUUUCUUUUGGUGCCUUGUCUGGGCCAGGGAAGUCUUGCUCUUUGAUGUUGCAAGGGCAUCUCCCCGCCAGUGUCUCCCCAGCUUCACUUUCCGGCACCUUUCAGUGGUGGGGUGCACUUGAGCGAAUCGCCUUCCAGGGAAUAACCAGAAACGGCAGAAAGAAACGAGAGCUGGAAUAUAGAUUGAAGCUCGACAAACCCACUGCCUCGCAAGCUAUAGAAAAUGCGACCGCAUCCUCUGGAGGCAUCUUGCGUGGUUGGAUAUUGUCGUGCUUGUGGGUUGUUCAAAGUGGUCUCCUGGGCAGCAGUUUCUCCCCAGUAGUAUUGGGCCGGUAUCCUCAAGAACAAGGGUGAUUAACUUGGGUGCCCUCCAGAUGUUUCUGGGACUACAACUCCCAGUCAGUGGUUGGACAUGAUGGGAGUUGUAUUCCAGCAGCUUCUGGAGGGCCAAUGAGUGCCUCUUCCCUUUGUGCUUCUGUAAUUGGCCAGGCAGCAUGAACCCUCUAGAUUGGCUGUGCAGGCGUAAACUCCAGCAGCACCUCCUCCUGCUUUGCUGGCUGUGGUUUCCUUCCUUUGCCCAGGUCCUUAGCUCCCAACAACUUAGGUAAAGGGACCCCUGACCAUUAGGUCCAGUCGUGGCCAACUCUGGGGUUGCGGCGCUCAUCUCGCUUUACUGGCCGAGGGAGCCGGCGUACAGCUUCCGGGUCAUGUGGCCAGCAGGACUAAGCCGCUUCUGGCGAACCAGAGCAGUGCACGGAAACGCCGUUUCCCUUCCCGCCGGAGCGGUACCUAUUUAUCUACUUGCACUUUGACGUGCUUUCGAACUGCUAGAUUGGCAGGAGCAGGGACCGAGCGACGGGAGCUCACCCCGUUGCGGGGAUUCGAACCUCCGACCUUCCGAUCGGCAAGUCCUAGGCUCUGUGGUUUAACCCACAGCGCCACCCCGCGUCCCUCCCAGCAACUUACAUCUGAGCUAAGUGAGCAGCUGCUGCAGCUCUGGGUUUAGGGAUCGGCUUGCCUGGGACUCUAGACUAGCCCUGACAGGCCCCUGUCCUCCGAAUCCAGGAAAUGCAACCAGGAUAACCUCAGUUGUGCAGGCAGAGGUGUGGAACUCCUUCCCCACAGAGCUGCACCUGUCACCUUCACUGAACAGCUUUCAGCAAAGACUGAUGGGGCACCUCUUUACCCUGGCCUUUGACACCUCAGGUGUCCUUUUCCAGGAUGCACCCUAUGCUUGUACCUGCAGCCUGUUCUGCCUGGGUUUCACACUGGUUUUUAAAUUGUUGUAACCUGCCCUGGGACCUGCUGGCGAACAAUAAUAAUAAUAAUAAUAAUUUAUUAUUUAUACCCCGCCCAUCUGGCUAGGUUUCCCCAGCCACUCUGGGCGGCUUCUAAAAGAAUAUUAAAAUACUGUGAUACAACAAGCCCUGCCACGUCCUUGCCAGCCUAGGAAAACAGUGCAAUGCUGUUGAGGCUUGCCUGGGACCAGCACUUCGCAGCCAGUAGAGGCAACCCAUGUUUCCUCAGGCGCCUGUGGCCCUUCAGACGUUGCUAGCAAUGUUAGAAACUCAGGUGUGUAAGCUAAUUGCCAAAUGGCACCUUAAACCUGGGUUACGGUCGCCACAGUGGAAUGUCUAGGCACUUUCCUUUUCUUUUUUUGCUGUGGAAUCUAUUUUUUAUUAUUCAUUCCAAUAACACUUUGUAUUUUAAAGAAAAACAUCACAAACAUGUUAAAAGAUUACCGGUACAUAAAAAAGAUCCAGACUAAAAGAAAUGCAAGCUUCAAGGAAAAUAUUUCAGAUACUUCUGAAAGUUACAUUUUUUCUUUUCCCAUACAGUAGAACCUCGGCUUACGUUACCCUCGGGUAACAUAAACUUUGGGUUGUGAAAGCAAGAAACCCGGAAGUAUUUUUCCGGGUUUCGCCACUCGAGCAUGCACAGAAACACGCGGCGCGCACAUGCGCAGAACAGGCACCUCCGGUUGCAGAAACCUCGGGAUCCGACCAGAGCUCCGGAACGGAUCCCGUCGGUAACCGGAGGUACCACUGUUUUUAUUUGCCUACUUAAUUUGUAGAGCUGCCCCAUAGCAGAAUGACUCUAGGAAGCCAUUGAGGUGUAGUAGUUAGAUUGUUGGACCAGGACCUGGGAGAUCAGGGUUCAAAUCCCCACUCCGUCAGGAAUCUCACGGAGUGACCUUGGAGCCAGUCACAGCCUCUUAACUUACCUUACAGGGUCGUCCUAGGAAUAAAAGAGGGGGUUGGUAAACAGUGUACUUUUUGUGACCUUUUGGACUACAAUUCCCAUCAUCCACGACCUCUGGCCCUGAUAGCUAGGGAUGAUGGGAGUUGUAGUACAAAAGCGGGUAGAGACGCAAGUUUAGAAAACCCUGGUGUAGACAGCACUGAACUAGACGGAGCAACUGGUCUGACUUGGUAUAAGAUAAGACAGUUCCCUGCAUUUCUGUGUCAGUUCUGCAGUUAAAUAUUACUGGGGGAGUCUAAUCCAGCUAGUAUCUCCCCCCUCACCCUGGGCUGGUGCAUCCUCACCUGCCUGCCUUCACAAUCCUUCCUCCAUGUGCCCCCGCAGUUCUCCCAGGCCUUUUAAAUGUGAGGGUCCACCUUAUCAAUAAAGGUAAAGGGACCCCUGACCAUUAGGUCCAGUCGUGACCGACUCUGGGGUUGCGGUGCUCAUCUCGCUUUAUUGGCCAAGGGAGCCGGCGUUCAGCUUCCGGGUCCUGUGGCCAGCAGGAAUAAGCCGCUUCUGGCGAACCAGAGCAGCGCACGGAAACGCCGUUGACCUUUCCGCCGGAGUGGUACCUAUUUAUCUACUUUCAUUUUGGCGUGCUUUCGAACUGCUAGGUUGGCAGGAGCAGGGACUGAGCAACGGGAGCUCACCCCCUCGCAGGGAUUCGAACCGCCGACCUUCUGAUCGGCAAGUCUUAGGCUCUGUGGUUUAACCUUAUCAAUAGCCCACCCCAAAAAAAGAACCCAGGUAUGGGUAUCUGAAAAUACUGCCACACUGCCAACCCCUGCCCCCCAAAACAAGCUGGUUUCCUCUUUAAAAGCCAGCACCUACCCAGCUUGUUCCGGCAUCUGCUGCGCGUCAACCCCCGUGGGGUUUUUCUGCCUCUUUAGGCAAUCUUGGAUAAACGCCUGGAUGGAGACGUUCGCCUGCCUUGUCCAUCUUUUUGCGCCUGGCUCAUGGGGGGUGGGGGCUGUGAGCGCUGCCGCCAGUGAAUCCGCUUCGCUCUAUCAUUGCUUCUUCAGACAGGCCUUCAGAACCAGGUUUUCUUUUCGCUUCUGGAGAAAUGAGAUCUGGGGGGGGGGGGAUCGAAACCACCCCCAAAAAACCAGCUUAUCCGCAUCGCCUUUUGAGGUUCCAUCUGUGCAGGAGGCUGAGAAGGUGGUUUUGUGCCGACCUGAGGCCUUCCUGAUGUUUCGGCCGAAGCUCUCAUCACAUCAGCCCCUCUGCGCUGAUGGGAAUCGAACUCCAAGCAAGCUGUGGUCCUCCAUCGCCGCCCCUCUUCUCUCUCGUCUAUCUUUGCUAUUUAUUUUUUUUAAAAUAAUAUUUAUUACUUUCCAACAAAUUAGACAUUACAUAGAAAAAGAAAAUAAACAAUACAAUACAAAACCAAUACCUAACACUAAACUAACAAAAACAAUUUAAACUAAGAAAACAAAACAAAAGCAAUUUAAAACACAUCAAAUAGUUUCAAUCUUUCAUUCACUUGUUUCCAUGACCUCCUCACACCUCCCUUUUUGUAUUCCACUUCUAUUAGUUGUUUCAGCAAUUCCUUUCCAUCUUCCUCUGCUUUCUAUCCUAUAAUUAUCUUAACACGUUUUGACCUUAUUUUCCCCUUUAAUUCUCUAUUAAUCUAUUUAUACUUAAUUCCUUACAACAUUUCUGCUGAAGCCAUAUAACUUCAUUCCAACAUUUUUCUAACAUUCAUUGAUUUUACAAUAUUUCUGUAAAUAGUCUUUAAACUUUUUCCAAUCUUCUUCCACCAACUCUUCUCCCUGGUCUCGGAUUCUGCCAGUCAUUUCCGCCAAUUCCAUAUAGUGCAUCAACUUCAUCUGCCAUUCUUCCUGGGUGGGUAAAUCUUGUGUCUCUUUGCAAGUGCUAUUUACUCAGAAUGUUCCUCUGUGCAAAUGCAGUUUAAAAGUUUAAAAGGAAGGAGAGACAGGUUGCCAUUUCAUCACAUCCUGGGGCUGUAUCUCCCUCCCAGGCAAGUUUAGUUCCAGGGAUCUCUCUCCUUCACAUGAAACAGUCCAAAAGCAUUAGGGAUGAUAUGCAGGUGUUCACACAUGCUUUACAUGUGGUUUUAUAUUCUGAUUUUAUCCUGCCCUGAGACAUGCAGGGAUAGGGGUUGCCGUACAUCUAAUCUCCCGGUCAUCGCUUCAAUUUCUUUUGAGAUUUUGCAAAAGAAAAAGCUGGACAAAUUUGGGCAAAGCGAAUUGUGUACAGAUUUUCACUUUUUGAAAUACGGCGAGCCUAGUAUAGGGUGUUAUGUAUAGUGGUACCUUGGUUUACGAAGUUAAUCCGUUCCGGAAGUCCGUUCUUAAACCAAAGCGUUCUGCAUAAAGUUUUGUAUUAAAUGUUCAUUGCUUGACAGAGCUGACCCCAUUAUUUACACCACUUUCUGCUAUGUACUCUUCAUAUUUUUAGAACAAAAAUGCAACCAGUGAAAGUCACCACGGUCAGAGUAGUUAGGCUCGAGACAUUCACUGAUGAUUUACUGGUGAUCGCUUUUCUACAUAAAAAGGCAACCAUAAUUUUAAGUGAUAGUUGUUGUUGUUGUUGUUUAGUCGUUUAGUCGUGUCCGACUCUUCGUGACCCCCUGGACCAGAACACGCCAGGCCCUCCUGUCGUCCACAGUUUGGUCAGACUCAUGUUCGUAGCUUCGAGAACACUGUCCAACCAGUGAUAGACAUUAGGCUAGUAGAAAAAGAUUGAAGCAAACUUCAUCUCAAUUCAAGGAGCAUGCAGAGAAUAGCUUAUAUACCUGCGUUUCUAACACUAGUGUAAAGGUUGGAGUUAGCUGGCAAUGGAAUGCAAAAGGUAGACUCUGUGGCAGUUCAGUUAGAGCAUAAAUAGAGGCAAAACGGCCUUUUGCAACAGCAGUCAUAGGUAAUAAUGCAUCCUGAGUAGUAUUGCUAAGUAAAUUAACCUUCAUAGCAAGGCAGAAAGCCAUUGUCUUUUUUCUGACACAAAUGGGGGAAAAUAGAGGUUUUGAUUCAGCACCCUUACGCCAAAGUUCUCUUGUUCUCAGGCUGAUGCCUUCAGAUAAGAUAAGGAACAGAGUGACCUGGUGGACUGAAAUGUUCGUGUUCUGGUUUCUGGAUAAUGUGCCAUUUCUGAUGUCAGAUUACUGUGCAUAGUUCUCCUUUUGUGGAUCCUGCACCCCCUCCCCGCGUUCUGGAUAUGCCAGCUUAAAUACAGAAGAGCUUCACCCUAGCUGUUGACAAUGAAAGUUUCCAUCAUCCCCUUCUAGGGAUGCGAGUGGUGCUGUGGCCUAAGCUACUAAGCCUCUUGGGCUUGCUGAUUGGAAAGUUGGCGGUUCGAAUCCGUGCAACACUGGUGAGCUCCCGUUGCUCUGUCCCAGCUCCUGCCAACCUAGCAGUUCGAAAGCACGCCAGUGCAAGUAGAUAAAUAGGUACUGCUGCGGCAGGAAGGUAAAUGGCAAUUCUGUGUGCUGCUCUGGUUCGCCAGAAGCGCUUUAGUCCUGCUGGCCGCAUGACCUGGAAAGCUGUCUGUGGACAAAUGCCGGCUCCCUUGGCCUGAAAGCGAGAUGAGCACUGCAGCCCCAUAGUCACCUUUAACUGGACAUAGAUGUCCAGGGUCAUUUAUCCUCUUCUGGAUAAUUCUAGAGCCCACAGCUAGCUUUGGCAAAGUUAUAAGGCUUAGAAAUACAGGGUGAGUCCUUUAAAGAGCCCCCGUGGAUAUAGAAUACACAUGUUCCAGGGGGCCUCUUUUAAAAGACUCACCCUGUAUAAGUUGCGUGUGUUAAGUUUCACAACAGAGAAUGGAAACACCUGCAAGGUUAAAGUCCCCAUUUUGUUUGCGUGUGUUGUGUUAUUUCUGAGCUGUGUGCUUUUCAAGUACCCUCCUCCAUAACUCUUCUCUUUUUUUUGCCUUGCUCAGUCGGUGGAGCAUGAGACUCUGUAAUUUCAGGGUUGUGGGUUCGAGCCCCACAUCGGGCAAAAGAUCCCUGCAUUGCAGGGGGUUUGGACUACAUGACCCUUAGGGUCCCUUCCAACUCUGCAAUGCUGUGAUUUUGUGAUUCUGCCUGCUCCCUUGCCAGGGCUUACAUGACUAAGCCUGGCAGGCAACUACCCCGACAAUUACCUCCGGGCUUUUGCCCGUGAAGUCAGUGCCUCCGUUUAAGACUCUGCCGCUUGUUAUUUAUUAAUUUGUGACAUCACCUUCCACGUAUAUCGUCCCAGGGAGAUUUGCAGACACAUCCUUAAAAACAGCAGAAAUAAAGUUGCAGGCAGUGCAAGGGGAACCGGGUAUAGUAAUAAUAAAUAAUAAAUUUUAUUUAUAUCCCACCCUCCCCAGCUGAAGCCGGGCUCAGAGCGGCUAACAACAGUAAAACGAUAAAACAUUCUAAAAUCAUUUCAUUAUAAAAUUAAUUCCAAUCAAAUUAAUGGCAACCAUUGGGCUAGAAGUUCUGUGAGGAUUGCCAAAGGAGGGGGUCAGGCUGUGCCCUGGCUAAAAGCCUGGUGGAACAGCUCCGUCUUGCAGGACCUGCGGAAAGAUGUCAAGUCCCGCAGGGCCCUGGUCUCUUGUGACAGAGCGUUCCACCAGAUCGGAGCUACGGCCGAAAAAGCCCUGGCUCUGGUUGAGGCCAGCCUAACCUCUCUGUGGCCUGGGACCUUCAAGAUGUUUUUGUUUGAAGUUCCUCUGUGGGACAUACCAGGAGAGGCGGUCCCGUAGGUACGAGGGUCCUAGGCUGUAUAGGUCUUUGAAGGUUAAAACCAGCACCUUAAACCUGAUCCUAUACUCCACUGGGAGCCAGUGCAGCUGGUAUAGCACCGGGUGAAUGUGAGUUUAAUAGUGACACAGCAUGAACUUCGCAGGGGGUUGGACUAGAUGACACAUUUUGCCUGUUUCUGACUCUACAAUUCCGCGAUUCCAACACCUGAAAUGUGGGAGUGCUUGUCAGCCAGCUGGAAAAGCUUCUCAACGUAAAGAAACAAAAACAAAACAGCUUUAGGAAAUUGCGGACAAGCAAGUAGUCCCUGCCCUUCCUUGACAGGGGUUAAGCCGCGGGCAACCGGAGUGGCUGUUCCUUCCAAAGGUUGUUGAACGAAAAUUCCCAUCACCCCUGACCUUUGACCCAGGUGGCUCCCGGGGCUGAUGGGAGUUGGAGUCUGAGAUCACCUGGAGGGCAGCGUGUCUUCUACCCCUGUAAGCAGAAUGCAGAGUUCCCAGUGAAGGUGGAAGAACUGAUGAGAGUCCCUUGCUAAGUUUAGGCCCCUGCAUCUGUUGCGGCCCAUCUUGCAGUACUGUAAGCAACAGCUGUGGCCUUUGCUCUGUUGCGAGAAGCUCUUCCUGGACAUCCACUGCCUUUCCAGUUCCUUUUUAGCUCUGGUGCGCCUAGUUCCUCUGAGGUCGGGCUUUGCAGCUCAGCGUAAGGCAGGCUUUCAUUCUUUCCGUUCCCCUUCUCUUUCCCCUGCUCGCAUCCACCCCAGUCAAACUUGGCUAAGACCAGCUUGAAGGCAACACUGGAAUACUCCCGUAUACCUGAAGGAGCGUCUCCACCCCCAUCGUCCAGCCCUGAUACUGAGGUCCAUCUCCUGAGGUCCUUCUGGCGGUUCCCUGCCUGCGAGAAGUAAAGCUACAGGGCACCAGGCAGAGGGCCUUCUCGUUGGUGGCGCCCGCCCUGUGGAACGCCCUCCCGUCAGAUGUCAAAGCGAUAAACAACUACCUGACAUUCAGAAGACAUCUUAAGGCAGCCCUGUUCAGGGAAGUUUUUAAUGUGUGACAUUUUAGUGUAUUUUUGGUCUCUGUGGAAGCCGCCCAGAGUGGCUGGGGAAACCCAGCCAGAUGGGUGGGGUACAAAUAAUAAAUAAUAAUAAUUAUUAUUAUUAUUAUUAUUAUUUUAUUAUUAUUUUCCUAGCGGUCAUUUCUCCUCUGGUCACUGCUGUGGAUGUACAAACUGACUCCUAUCUCCAGGCACUGUGGUCGUCUGUAAGGUUUUCCCCCAUGGCAGGGUUGGCGUUGCCAGCUUUCAUGCCACGUUUGCAGACGUCUGCCAGUGGGCCUGGGGCCAGAAGUCAGCUCCCCAUAGCAUAGAGCAUGUCCUUGGGGGAUCCUGCCAUCUUCCAUUCUGUGGACGUGACGUCGCUGAGACAGGAGUGGGAACGUAUGGGAAAUGUGGGCUCAGGAGAACACAUCUUUGUGUGGAAUUCUGUCCUGACAUGUUGUUGAUGCUUAGUCGGGUCCGACUCUUCGUGACCCCAUGGACCUGAGCACGCCAGGCCCUCCUGUCUUCCCGCAGUUGGGUCAAACUCAUGCUGGUAGCUUCAAGAACACUGUCCCACCAUCUCGUCCUCUGUCGUCCCCUUCUCCUUGUGCCCUCCAUCUUUCCCAGCAUCAGGGUCUUUUCCAGGGAGUCUUCUCUUCUCAUGAGGUGGCCAAAGUCUUCAGGAUCUGUCCUUCCAGUGAGCACUCAGGGCUGAUUUCCUUCCGAAUGGAGAGGUUUGAUCUUCUUGCAGUCCAUGGGACUCUCAAGAGUCUCCUCCAGCACCAGAAUUCAAAAGCAUCCAUGCUUCGGCGAUCAGCCUUCUUUAGGGUCCAGCUCUCACUUCCAUACAUCACUACUGGGAAAACCAGAGCUUUAACUAUACGGACCUUUGUCGGCAAGGUGAUGUCUGUGCUUUUUAAGAUGCUGUCUAGGUUUGUCAUCGCUUUUCUCCCAAGAAGCAGGCGCCUUUUAAUUUCGUGACUGCUGUCACCAUAAGAUACCCCAAAUCUUCCUGACACAGCACAUGCGGAAGGCCUUGAGGCAUCUCUCCUGGUGGGUGUAAGUUGCCCAUGACUCACUUCCAUAAAGCAGCGUGCUCAACACACAAGCCUAGUAGACCUUCAUCUCGGUUCUGGAUGUUAGCAGUUAAGAACAUUGAAAGGGUCUGGCUCAUAGCUGUCAGCCUUCCCUUUUUUUGCAGGGAAUUCCCUUAUUCCAGCGUCGUUUCCCACUGCUAUCCUGGAGUGUUAGAUAUCCUGUAGACUGUCCCUGGGACAGGUGAGGCUGCUGAUCCCUUAUUUUCAAAUCUGAAUGUUGACAUCUAUGGUCCGGCUGCUGGAUCAGGCCAGGAGGGUGGAGCUAGCAUCUACUCUAGCAUCCUGUUCUCACAGUAGCCUGUGCAAUUCACAGCAGCUUCCUCCUUCGAAUUGGUCUCAUCUCCAUUUAAAGCCUUCAGAGUCAUUGGCCCUCACUGCCUCUCAUGGCAAUGUCAUCAUUUGACCAUGUGCUCUGUGAGGGAGGAGUUACUUUUGUCUGUUCAGCUUCCUUGGGUAUCCCAGAGUAUUAGGAGAGAGGCUUAUUUGUUUACGUUUGAGCAUUUUUCUAAAGGGCUUAAUAUAUAUAUUUUUAAUGUCUUAAGCUGUGUGCAAAUAGCCGUUACGUUCCAAAGCAUAAAGCACAGCAGUGCAGAAUUCCUCUUUUGGGGGUCAUUGCCAUAUGGUAUUCUGUUUCUAUCCUAGGUCCCCUUUUACACUGUGCAUUUUAAACAGUGUCUUGUUGCUUUAAACAAUCCUGGGAGCUGUGGUUUGUUAAAGAUGCUGAGUGUUGUUAGCAGACCCCUAGCCACCUCACGGAGCUACAAUUUCCAAAGUGGUUUAGCAGUCAGUCCUGCUUCCCAGGGAGCUCUUGGGAAUGUGGAUGUGUGACUUCACUGUGUGUGUGUGUGUUUACAGUGGCCCAGCCUUAAUGGCUCUCCCAUGGUGAACAAGAUCUCCAGGCAGCUGUUAAGGAAACUUUUGCAAUCUGGAAAGGAUUCCCACCCACCCCCAUCGUUCCUGGGAUAGCUCAGCCCUGUAGAGCACAAGACUCUUAAUAACAAGGUUGUGGGUUCGAGCCCCACAUGGGGCAAAAGUUUCCUUCAUUUCGGGAGGCUGAACUAGAUGACGCUUGUGGUCCCUUUCCAACUCUACAGUUCUGUGGUUUUGCAGGAUGUCUGUCAGUAAUGAGAGAUAACAGUGGAAAUUCUCCUGGGGUGUGAAAAUUUCUGUGGGCUCAUUUGCACGGCCUACCAUAUUGGUUUUAGUCGGUUGAUCAAGAUGGAUUGGGUUUAAGAAGAACAGAUUUGCUGAGUAGGUGCCCUUAACUGGCCCACAAGUAUUUUGUUUUUUAAGUGAUGUACCAUAGUGCAUACGACGCGGGUGGCACUGUGGUCUAAACCACUGAGCCUAGGACUUGCCGAUCAGAAGGUCGGCGGUUCGAAUCCCUGCGACGGAGUUAGCUCCCGUUGCUCUGUCCCAGCUCCUGCCAACCUAGCAGUUCGAAAGCACCUCAGAGUGCAAGUAGAUAAAUAGGUACCGCUCCAGCGGGAAGGUAAACGGCAUUUCCGUGCGCUGCUCUGGUUCGCCAGAAACAGCUUAGUCCUUCUGGCCACAUGACCCAGAAGCUGUACGCCGGCUCCCUCGGCCAGUAAAGCGAGAUGAGCGCCGCAACCCCAGAGUCCUCCGCGACUGGACCUAAUGGUUGGGGGUCACUUUACCUUUUUACCAUAGUGGAAUUGGCCAUACACAGAUCAUUGAAUUGUAGAGCUGGAAGAGACACCAAGGGUCAUCUAGUCCAACCCUCUGAUAGUCCCAGAUUCAAGCCCUGACCUCUCCAGGUCAGGCUAGGGGAGACCCCCUGCUUGAGCCACCCCCUGCCCUGUUUCACACCCUCCUAGGGUGGUUUUGCGUGGAAAUGGGUCCUUGAACUUCAGUCAUGCCGCUUGCUUCCUUGGACGGAUGGCAUGUGUGUAGCAACUAGCCUACUGUACAAAGGUAAACAUCACCUUGCUCCGCCCACCUUUGCCCCUAGCCCCUCCCACUGUCACUGCGGCCUCUGGGAGGAAAUGUGGCCCUCAAAGUGAAAAGAGUUAUCUGCUUUGAGUUCCUGUACUCUGCCGUUCAAUAGAGCAGCACACCUGAAUUAGUGGCUGGGGACAAACGUCCCUCUCUGGCUCUCUGGGAGAAGCUUCUUGAUCACGCCAGGGGAGGUUUAUUUUUCUCUUUUCCCCUCCUCUCUCUCUCUCCCACUGCCGCUGUUUUUCGCUUGCUGAUUUGGCCAUCUGGCUGCCUUUGGCUACCGGCCAGAUUCCAACAUCCUGCCUUGUCAUGGUGACGGUAAACAGAGGGGGAGAUCCUUGCGUGAACCUGUCGGCCGUGCAAGGCGGACUUCUUGUCCUUUUAAAGAACCCGUUGCUAGGCAAUGCUGGCCGGAGCUUUGAAGCUGGGCCCAGAGAUGAAGUCCUAAGGAAAAGGGUCUGGGAGGUAGACAGUCCGUGGGUAAGCCUUGGCUUAGCCUUAACCCACCUGGGGCGCUACAGAUGUUUCAGCAGGGAUGUGAUUUUUGGAUGCAGUGGGUUCUUCUCCCUGGGCUACAAAGCCAGUGUUAGAAACUCAGGUGUGUCUGUGUGUGUGUGUGUGUGUACACACACACACACACACAUAUAUAUAUAUAUACACACACACACAGUGGUACCUCGGGUUAAAUACUUAAUUCGUUCCGGAGGUCCGUACUUAACCUGAAAGUGUUCUUAACCUGAAGCACCACUUUAGCUAAUAGGGCUUCCUGCUGCCACCGCGCCGCCAGAGCACCAUUUCUGUUCUCAUCCUGAAGCAAAGUUCUUAACCUGAAGCACUAUUUCUGGGUUAGCGGAGUCUGUAACCUGAAGCGUAUGUAACCUGAAACGUAUGUAACCCGAGGUACCACUGUAUGGCUAACCACCAAAUGGCCCCUCAAACCUGGGUUACGGUCGCCACACCAGAAUAGGUGCCUUUCUUUAAAUGAAAUCAUUAUUAAUUUCAUUUCUAUACCACUUUUUAUUUUAAAGGGGGGGGGGAAUCUCAGAGUGGUUUACAACAUAUUCAAGCAUCAAAUAAAACAAUCCAGAAAGAAACAAAUUCAAGCUUCAAGGAAAAUAUUUCAGACAAUCGGCUCUCCCCCCCGCCAAUUUAUUUACCUACUUAAUUUAUAGAGCUGCCCCAUCAAAGAAGUACAGCCAUACCUCAAAAGUCAAACGGAAUCCAUUCCGGAAGUCCAUUCGACUUCCAAAAUGUUCGGGAAUCAAGGUGUGGCUUCUGAUUGGCUGUAGGAAGCUCCUGUAGCCAAUUGGAGGCUGCGACGGACAUUUGGGUCCCAAAGAACGUUCGCAAACCGGAACAAUCACUACCAGGUUUGCGGAAUUUGGGAGCCAAAAUGUUCGUCUUGCGAGAUGUUCGACUUCCGAGGUACAACUGUACUCUGGGAAAGCAGGGUGGUGUAGUGGUAGGACCUGGGAGAAUUCCAAUCCUUCGAAACCUUUGCUCUGCCACUAUGCCACUCAGCUACAGCUGUUCUCCAAAGGGAUGUAGGCCAGACUCUGUGUGUGUGUGUGUGUGUGUUAUUUCCCCCGCUAUGUUUGUGUGUGUGGCUUGGCUCGCUUGCACAAGUUACCUUGUCCCGGACACCCUUGAUGCACUUUUCCCCUGCAGCGUGUGGCUGCCUCCUGCCGGUGGCGCUUUGCCUGGUUCCGGAUGGUUCUGGCCCCUGAGCAGGGGUCAGCAGCCUUUUUCAGCCAUGGGCCGGUCCACCGUCCCUCAGACCAUGUGGUGGGUCGGACUAUAUUUUGAAGGGGGGGAAAUGAGCAAGUUCCUAUGACCCACAAAUAACCCAGAGAUGCAUUUUAAAAACAGUGGUACCUCGGGUUACAUACGCUUCAGGUUACAGACUUCGCUAACCCAGAAAUAGAACCUCAGGUUAAGAACUUUGCUUCAGGAUGAGAACAGAAACCGUGCUCUGGCGACGCGGCAAGCAGCAGGAGACCCCAUUAGCUAAAGAGGUGCUUCAGGUUAAGAACAGUUUCAGGUUAAGAACGGACCUCCGGAACGAGUUAAGUACUUAACCCGAGGUACCGCUGUAAAAGGACACAUUCUAGUCACGUAAAAACACCAGGCAGACCCCACAAAUAACCCAGAGGUGCCUUUUAAAUCAAAGGACACAUUCUACUCCUGUAAAAACACGCUGGUUCCCGGACCGUCCGUGGGCCAGAUUGAGAAGGCGAUUGGGCCGGAUCCGGCCCCCGGGCCUUAGGUUGCCUACCCCUGGGCUAGCAGCUCAACCCAAGGUGUCUGUCCAACCUGCAGCUGCACAGAGAUGGCAGCAGUGAGCGGCUACAGCUUCCUUUAUAUGGUGUCCUGCAAUUUGCACUGUCAGAAUACUGCAGCUGUCCACAACAUUUAACUUGGGAGUGAGCCAGGAAGCGGACAGGGCCUUGCUCCGAGGGGUGGGGGAGUGGGCAGACAUGGCCCAAAACCGCAGGAAGAAACAGUCUGUCCCCUUGUACCAGCGCAGCAUCCCCUGCUUGGCAGCUGGAGCCUCCUCACGAGUCGCCUUUUCUCUCUCUCUCUCCCUUCCUGCUGCCAAUCAGCUGUUCCCUUCCCCCAAAGCUUGACACAGAGCUGAGUCGCUCUUCCUGUUUUUGAGCUUUUGGGUGUCAGAAUGAAGCAACAGAGGUUGCCAAGAACUGGCAGCCUGAACCGCAGAGGAAGGCCGGGCGCAGGGUGGGAGGGAGGGGGGCGGAUUCUCUAGAAAUCAAAGCGCCCCUUUGCGUCGCUGGCUUAGCCUCGCAAGUGCUUUGCAAAACACUUUGCGCAAGCCUCUUGCAACAAGACAGCGCUGGCCAGGAUUCUCCCAACAUGCCAUUCCUGCAAAGAAGGGGGAGCUCGAGGCCACGGCGAAGGACUUGCAAGCAAUAAAGCUCGCAGCAAGGAUUUCCGGAGGUUUAGUAGCAGCUAGGGACGCAGGUGGUGCUGUGGGUUAAACCACAGAGCCUAGGGCUUGCCGAUCAGAAGGUCGGCGGUUCGAAUCCCCGCAACGGGGUGAGCUCCCAUUCCUCGGUCCCUGCUCCUGCCAACCUAGCAGUUCGAAAGCACGUCAAAGUGCAAGUAGAUAAAUAGGUAUCGCUCCGGCGGGAAGGUAAACGGCAUUUCCAUGCGCUGCUCUUGUUCGCCAGAAGCGGCUUAGUCCUGCUGGCCACAUGACCCAGAAGCUGUACGCCGGCUCCCUCGGCCAGUAAAGCGAGAUGAGCGCCGCAACCCCAGAGUCGGUCACGACUGGACCUAAUGGUCAGGGGUCCCUUUACCUUUACCUACGAUGCUAUAAGAUCCACUGUCCUGUGAUAUCAUAUAUGAGUUUGUACUACUGAUGAAGCCCAGGACGGCGAAACAAGGCUAAUAUUCCAGAAAUCCUUGUCUUAGACUCUGUGAAAGGAUUCUGUGAAACUGCAACAACCUUUCGUGUGAAUUCUUGGACUCUAUGAACAGACAGGUGGAAUAGACACUUUCACAUAUAUGGACCUUAUGCAUAAACUGAUUAGAGAAUGAACUGAUCCACUGGGUCUCCUACUUUCUUCGUUGAACUUUAUGAGCCACUUCUGUUGAUAUCUACAAUUCAAUACACUGAAUAGUAUAUAUUAAUUUUUCAAACGUACAGCCGGUUACGUCUUGUAUGUUUAUGGAUUACAUAGACCAGGCAUGUCCAGCCAGUAGAUCCCCGGCUGGUCCUGGUAGAUCACGAGACCCAUAUCGAUCGUGGGAUUAAAUAAAGUUUACCAAAAGUUAACAAAUAAAAGCUGAAGAACUCUGGGUGAUCCUACCCCCCAAAAAGCUCAACAGCUCCGGGCAAUCCACCCACCCCACGCACGCUCCUCCUCCCUCCAAUGAAUAGAUCACUGCCAGUUUUUUUCAUACUGGGAGUAGAUCACAGUCUCUUGGGAGUUGUACAUGCCUGAUGGACCAUUGGCCUUAUCUGGCAGGCCCUUCUGAUAUUCUUACGUUGCAUUUAAGGUUAAGGGACCCCUGACCAUUAGGUCCAGUUGUGGCCGACUCUGGGGUUGUGGCGCUCAUCUCGCUUUACUGGCCGAGGGAGCCGGCGUACAGCUUCCGGGUCAUGUGGCCAGCAGGACUAAGCCGCUUCUGGCGAACCAGAGCAGCACACGGAAACGCCGUUUACCUUCCCGCCGGAGUGGUACCUAUUUAUCUACUUGCACUUUGACGUGCUUUUGAACUGCUAGGUUGGCAGGAGCAGGGACGGAGCAACGGGAGCUCACCCCGUCGUGGGGAUUCGAACCGCCGACCUUCUGAUCGGCAAGUCCUAGGCUCUGUGGUUUAACCCACAGCGCCACUCGCAUCCCUCUUAGGUUGCAUAGGUGUGCUUUAUCCCCCAAACGCAUGGACCCACAAGUGCUGAGUGCUAUGUGGAGUCAGGAGGGGAGAGUUGCGCUUGUGGUCGGAUCCUGCCUGUGGGUUUCCCGUUGGGGUAUAGAAUAAUAGACUCAUCUGGUUGGCCACUGUGAGAACAGAAUGCUGCUCUUCUGGUGUUCUUAGAGAAGGGUGGGUUCAGAGAGCAACCUCCGGCGGUGCCUGCAACAAGGAACAGUCUCUGCGCCUCCAUUCUCUCCCCAGGAACAGAAUUCAUUCCUAGAGCGAAGGCAGCGGACUCCCUUGACUCCCUCUGCAAAGAGGAGGUUGCUUUGGUCACCUGCAUAUAUAUAUAUAUAUCUUUCUCUCUCUUUCCUUCCAGGGAAAUUCAGCUCCUUCGGCGGCUACGGCACAAGAACGUCAUCCAGCUGGUUGACGUCUUGUACAAUGAAGAGAAGCAGAAGAUAUAUCCUUUCUCCCCUGUCUGA